AUGCCUUCGUUAGCUUCUCGUUUGACAGUGCCCUCGCCGCGUCUCACCUUAGGCGUGGUACUGGUGCCCUGGGUAGCAGUCAAGGCCAUCACCCAGUACUAUACCACCGGAACCGUGUACCAGAAGACCGAUCCUGAGUUCGAUACGCUUUAUAAGAAUGUGCUUGUGGCGGUGUUGGCGACGUUGGCGACUACGGCGCUGGCCACAGAUGCAAAACUCAUGCCUUACCCAAUGAACGCCAUGUUUAAGAAACAACGUGGACGUGGUGCUGCUAAGGAUAUGCCUCGCUUUGGUGAGCCACUCACGACGUAUGGGAAGUACUACCCUACGCAGCUCUUUGAGGCAGUAGAGGCAUACAGGGAAUUAGUGAACCAGGGCUAUGAGGUAAUUGUCAUGGGCGAUUCUUGUGGUAGUAAUUUGGCUAUGGCGGUGGCUCGGUAUGCUGCGUAUCCAGAAGAAGCAGAGGCCCAUUUUUCGCUGUAUACUCAGUUUGACUGGGACUUUAGCCUGGUAGCGGCUCCACGGCACUUGAUUCUUCUCGCUCCAUGGACUCUGCCUACAUGUGCUGCUGUGCCAAUUAAUAAAAAGGGCCAGUUGUAUAUUAAGGGUCUGGAAAAGGACGAGGUGGCUCUGUUUGUGGAGUUUAACGAUACCAACUAUAAGGAGCACUGGGCUGAGGUGCCUGCUUUCAACGGCAACGGCUCGGUACUUUAUAUUUAUGGCGAAAGAGAGUACUUCCGUGCUAGUCAGGAACAGUUUGCUGAGGAGUGUGGGCUCCAUAACUUUAAAAGUCUAAUGCAGCCUGGCGGUAUCCAUGACUGUUUAUUUGUGGUGGAAGUGCUUGAUAUUUCGUCCAAGAAGGGCCAGGCAGCAAUGGUUCGGGGAGAACACAGGAAGAAGUAUAACUUUGGCGCCAUUGCUGACUAUUUGGAUGAGAUCUUAUAG
Molecule: messenger RNA, 945 nt
Organism: Candidozyma haemuli
Lineage: Eukaryota; Fungi; Ascomycota; Pichiomycetes; Serinales; Metschnikowiaceae
Exons: 3
Coding region: 1-945 (314 amino acids)
Molecular function (GO): hydrolase activity
Source: RefSeq, a predicted model, not a curated record